AUGGUCUUGCCUAGCUCGAUUGUCAGUGACAGGAACCCCACAUUUACAAGAGAUAAACCUAAGGAAUGGUCAAAAAGGUUACCAAUGAGUGAAUGGUGGUAUAACAUGAAUUGGCAUGCAUCUACAAAAAGUACUUCAUUCGAAGCAGUUUAUGGGUACCCACCUCUACCAUUGUUGCCACAUUCCCCUGGUACAACCUCUGUCCAAGCUGUUGAAGAGGCUCUGAGAUCUCGAGAUCAUAUUGUCCAACUUUUCCAAGAGAACCUACAUGAAGCAUAUGAAAGGAUGAAACGUUUCGGUCCUUACAAGAUCUUGGAGCUAAUUGGUAAUGUUGCCUACCGAUUAGAACUUCCUCCUGGAACGCUAAUCCAUUCGGUAUUUCAUGUAUCAUGUUUGAAUAAAAAACUAGGGAACCAGAAUGUGCAAGUUUCUACCAUACCUCUAGUGGCUGAAGAUGGUAGAUUGAGAGCUGAACUUGAACAAGUCUUGGAGCGGUGCAUGAAGAAGAAGGGACACAGAGUUGUGACGGAACUUCUUGUCAAAUGGCAGGGGUUAGGGUUUGAAGAUGUUUCGUGA
This is a messenger RNA of Juglans regia (Persian walnut), 576 nucleotides long. RefSeq lists its product as uncharacterized. Bases 1 to 576 code for a protein of 191 amino acids. The transcript is spliced from 3 exons. The record is from RefSeq and is a predicted model, not a curated record. Gene Ontology annotation, molecular function: nucleic acid binding. NCBI's taxonomy places the organism in Eukaryota, Viridiplantae, Streptophyta, Magnoliopsida, Fagales, Juglandaceae.